Messenger RNA from Capra hircus (goat), 2921 nucleotides. It is a transcript of the gene PANX2, whose product is annotated as pannexin 2. The record is from RefSeq and is a predicted model, not a curated record. NCBI's taxonomy places the organism in Eukaryota, Metazoa, Chordata, Mammalia, Artiodactyla, Bovidae. The transcript is spliced from 3 exons. Gene Ontology annotation, molecular function: channel activity. Bases 49 to 2049 code for a protein of 666 amino acids. Gene Ontology annotation, biological process: positive regulation of interleukin-1 production; monoatomic cation transport.
CCUCCGCCCCCGCCGCGGGCCCCGCGCCCCGGGUCCUCCGCGCCCCCCAUGCACCACCUCCUGGAGCCGUCCACGGACAUGGCGACGGCGCUGCUGGCCGGGGAGAAGCUGCGCGAGCUGAUCCUGCCCGGCGCGCAGGACGACAAGGCGGGCGCGCUGGCCGCGCUGCUGCUGCAGCUCAAGCUGGAGCUGCCGUUUGACCGCGUGGUCACCAUCGGCACCGUGCUCGUCCCCAUCCUGCUGGUCACCCUGGUCUUCACCAAGAACUUCGCAGAGGAGCCCAUUUACUGCUACACGCCGCACAACUUCACCCGCGACCAGGCGCUGUAUGCCCGCGGCUACUGCUGGACGGAGCUGCGGGACGCGCUGCCCGGCGUGGACGCCAGCCUGUGGCCGUCGCUGUUCGAGCACAAGCUGCUGCCCUACUCGCUGCUGGCCUUCGCGGCGAUCAUGUACGUGCCCGCGCUGGGCUGGGAGUUCCUGGCGUCCACGCGCCUCACCUCCGAGCUCAACUUCCUGCUGCAGGAGAUCGACAACUGCUACCACCGGGCGGCCGAGGGCCGCGCGCCCAAGAUCGAGAAGCAGAUCCAGUCCAAGGGCCCGGGCAUCACGGAGCGCGAGCGGCGCGAGAUCAUCGAGAACGCCGAGAAGGAGAAGAGCCCCGAGCAGAACCUGUUCGAGAAGUACCUGGAGCGCCGCGGCCGCAGCAACUUCCUGGCCAAGCUCUACCUGGCGCGGCACCUGCUCAUCCUGCUGCUCAGCGUGGCGCCCAUCUCCUACCUGUGCACCUACUACGCCACGCAGAAGCAGAACGAGUUCACCUGCGCGCUGGGCGCCGCCCCGGGGGGCGGCCCGGCCGUGCGCGUCAGCUGCAAGCUGCCGUCGGUGCAGCUGCAGCGCAUCGUGGCGGGCGUGGACGUCGUGCUCCUCUGCGCCAUGAACCUCGUCAUCCUGGUCAACCUCACGCACCUCUUCAUCUUCCGGAAGAGCAACUUCGUCUUCGACAAGCUGCACAAGGUGGGCAUCAAGACGCGCCGGCAGUGGCGCCGCUCGCAGUUCUGCGACAUCAACAUCCUGGCCAUGUUCUGCAACGAGAACCGGGACCACAUCAAGUCUCUCAACCGGCUGGACUUCAUCACCAACGAGAGCGACCUCAUGUACGACAACGUGGUGCGGCAGCUGCUGGCGGCGCUCGCGCAGUCCAACCACGACGCCACGCCCACCGUGCGCGACGCGGGCGUGCAGACCGUGGACCCCAGCGCCAACCCCGCCGAGCCCGACGGCGAGGCCGAGCCGCCCGUGGUCAAGCGGCCCCGCAAGAAGAUGAAGUGGAUUCCCAGCAGCAACCCGCUGCCGCAGCCCUUCAAGGAGCCGCUGGCCAUCAUGCGCGUGGAGAACAGCAAGGCCGAGAAGCCCAAGCCCGUGCGCCGCAAGACGGCCACGGACACCCUGAUCGCGCCGCUGCUGGACGCGGGCGCGCGCGCUGCGCACCACUACAAGGGCGGCGGGGGCGACGCGGGGCCCGCGGCCGACAAGAAGCAUGCCCGCCACUUCUCCCUGGACGUGCACCCCUACAUCCUGGGCACCAAAAAGGCCAAGGCCGAGGCCGUGCCCGCCGCGCUGCCGGCCUCCCGGAGUCAAGAAGGCGGCUUCCUGUCCCAGGCGUACGAAUGCGGGCUGGGCCUGACAGCGGUGCCCGUGGCAGAUGCGCCGCUCCCGGAGGAGGAGGCCCUGUACUCAGCAGAGCCAGCCCGGGGCGUGCUGCCCCCCGGGGGCCCGUUUCACGUCUGCUCGCCCCCCGCCGCCCCUGCCACCGCCCCUCUGUCGCCAGCUAGCCUGGGCAAGCCUGACCCCCUUGCCAUCCUGAGCCGCAACGCCACCCACCCGCUGCUGCACAUCAGCACCCUGUACGAGGCCCGGGAAGAGGAGGACGGGGCCCCCAGAGCCCCCCAGGACGUGGGCAGCCUCAUCACCAUCCCUCCGCCGCAGCAGAUUCUCAUCGCCACCUUCGACGAGCCGAGGACAGUAGUGAGUACCGUGGAGUUCUGAGGGCCGGGGCUGCCCGCGCGGCUGCAUGACCGCGCCCCAGGCAGAGGCAGCCUCGCUUUGCCCGGCACUGCCCACGGGCCCCGGCCUCCCGCCCGCAUGCCACGGGGCUCAGCACCUUUCCCCUCCCCGGCCCCCUGGAUGGCGUCAGGGUGCUGGCUGGGUCCGGGGCUGGCCAGGACUCCGUGGAGCCCUGCGCCCAAAGGCCCAGAGCCGCCCCCUCCCCCCAACAUCAGGCGCUCCGUUGUGAGAUGAAGAAUUUAUUUUUUUAGUUGAUUCUGUUUGGGGCCUAGGAUGCUGGCCUGUGAGGGGCCGGGAGGUGGCAGGAUGACUCAGGGGGGCGCGGGGGGUGGGGUGGCACCUCAGCCUCCGCCGCCCCUGCAGGGAUGGGCGCCCUGGUGGGAGGGGCCGGGGCCCCUCCAGUCAAAGGUCAACAUGCACUUUCUCCUCAUACCCCGACACCUGUCCUUUAUUUUACUAUGGUUACUGUAACUAGCGAGUACGUUUAAAUCCGGCGGCUUCGGAUGCCUUUAAAUCAAAGGAUGUCGUGCGUGUGACUGUGCAAGCGUGCGUCCAGAGAGCAAGGUGCCAGCGUGCCAGCAGGGUGUGUGCGUGAGUCGGCAAGUGUGGAUCGUGUGCGUGAGUGAGCGUGGGGUGAGGCUGGUGAGGGCAGGAAUCCAACGCAAUAACCAUGUCCCCUCCAGGCCACCAGCCCCCCACUCCCCCCCGCCCCCGGCCCCCGCCCGAGGGACCCCGGCGGUCUGUGGGAGCCGCGGGCUGGCGUGGGCGGGGCUCCCUGUUACCUCAGCCACGGUGACAUCGUGACAGUGUUAACAAGGUACCCAGCAUAUCAAUAAAGAUUAUUCUGAUACCCC